Molecule: messenger RNA, 5610 nt
Organism: Danaus plexippus (monarch butterfly)
Lineage: Eukaryota; Metazoa; Arthropoda; Insecta; Lepidoptera; Nymphalidae
Product: protein SCAI
Exons: 13
Coding region: 2114-3865 (583 amino acids)
Biological process (GO): DNA-templated transcription
Cellular component (GO): nucleus
Molecular function (GO): transcription corepressor activity
Source: RefSeq, a predicted model, not a curated record
AGCAGUCGAAAAAAAAUAACCGCUCAGGACGCGACUUUAAAAUCACUAAAUCAGUCCAAACGUGAGAUAAUAGUCCGUAACAUCGCUUACCCAUUCUCGAGUUAUCCCUCAUAAUUGAUCAGGUUUUUAUAAAAUUUGGUAAACGUUAUACAACAGGUCAGCUAUCUUCUGGAUAGUGUCAAAAAAAAAAAAACUGUUAUGUGAGUGUGAUAUGUUUUGUGAGUCAUUAAAUAGAGGUGUUAAAAGUUUGCACUGAACGGGCACAAUGAAGAGGAAAAGCCUGCUGAAGUCUGCUAAAAUCUGCUGAAGUCUGCUAAAGUCUGCCGAAGUCUGCUACGGUCUGCUAAAGAUCGGACCUGAAAAGUAUCGUUUGAGCUGGUUGGUUGAGAUUUCAUUAAGCAGGUAAAGGUUGAAUUGACAGCGGACCUCUCUGUUUCAAUUUCCAUAACAGACCACAAAUAAGUCCAGCCAUCAUGUGUGAGCACCAACUUUAAAAAGAGGUCUACCGAGAUUUGAAGAAAAACGUAUAAGGCAGGAGGUUGAGGAAAGGAAAAAAAAAAUAAACUUUUAUUGAGUGAGGUAAUAUUUUAGUUCUCUGGAAUUGGCUGUUUUUCGGUAAGUACCAAGUACUUCAUCAUAAAAAACAUGGAUUCAAAAGGUAUUCUUUUACUACGCAUCUUGUUUUUUAUAUAUUUAUUUCAUACGCACAGAUUUAAAACAAACAGUUCGUUGAAAAUCAUCACCAAUGUGGUUUCACUGAUAUUCAAGGGAUUGAACAACAAAGAAUUGCAAAAAAUUUAAGUAAUGUGUCAUGAAAAAAAGAAUAUAUAAAAAAAAAUUCUCAAAUUAAAAUUAUUUUAUGAGUAAUAAACAGCAAUGGGAUUAUCGGCAUAUGGCAAUUAUCCCAGUAACAAUUUGGACUACGCUGAAUAUUAUAAUAUGUAUUUUCAGGAUCAGGGACGUCCUUCUAUGUAGGUUCUACCACACGGGAUACCGAUACCCUGGCCACGAACCCCCGAAGAAAAAGAAAAUAACUUUUUCAAACAAAGUUAAUUAUAGAUCCAAUUCGAAUGGGAGCACCGUAACUACGCAACCGACAAGCGGCAGCUCCACGUAUAGUUCUCCAGUAUUACACCCACCACGACAUCAAAAACAAGAAAGUCCAUAUAGAUAUGGAACACAAACUGCCGAAAAAAGAGCGACUGCUAACGGAGGAUCGGUUAAUAACAGGAAAUAUAUAAGAUCAAAUUACGACUACGAAAAAACAGGAGGAGCUGGCCUACAAUCUUCUGAGAGGCGUUUCAAGUCAUCAGAUUUGACUUCAUCAUCUUCUACAAACUUUUAUCAAAGAUCAAAUAUAUCAAAGAGGAAUAAUUAUCAACGCUACGUUUGUCAGCCCCGAGAGGAUCACUUUCCCAGAAGUUACUACGAUUGGCAGGAUGUUGACAAUCAGUAUUGACGCCGAUUUUCCGGGACGACUUCGUCCACACAGGCCACUUUAAGUAGUCUGAAUAAGGUAUCAGCGCUAAGAUUGUCGCCCCGUUUAAAGAAACUUUUGGUUAAAUCCAACCUCGUAAGCUCAAAGGACGACAACGCAAGACUUAAUAGAAGAGAAAAAGCUCACAGAGUUUCAUUCACUGAUGAAUCAGUAGAGCAUUUAAGCCAAGAUUUUGUCAAAACACGUCCAUGGACGGAUGUUAGAGAGUCCCAGGAAUACUUAUGUAAUAAACGUGGUACUGAUGAAUCAGUAGAGCAUUUAAGCCAAGAUUUUGUCAAAACACGUCCAUGGACGGAUGUUAGAGAGUCCCAGGAAUACUUAAGUAAUAAACGUGGUACAAGAACGUUACCUUCAUCUAGUUUUGAAUCGCCUGAGGAUGAGAUCUGUUAUUUAGGCAGUAUUGGAUACCAUGAAAGGGUAGUGGAAACGCCUAUAUCUUUGUAUGAAAACUACGAUUACGAAAGUCAUGGCCUUACUUCAGAUAGGUACUAUCAUUCACAUUAUGGUAGGAAUGAAUUAAAAAAAGACAGAACUCGAGACAUUGGGGUGCAGGUCGAUAUUGCAAGAGACGUUGGAGGACAAAAAGGAAUAAACUACUACUACACAGGUGAGAAAAUGACUGGCGUUACAGAUCAAGAAAGAAGGGUCAUUCUCGAAUUUUGCCAUCUUUUGGAAAAAUCGAAACAAUUUUUUAAUGGAUUAAGAGAACUCUCACCAUACGGUCAAAAGCACUGGCAAGGUCAAUUUUCAAGAACUUUUGAUGUUUAUGCCAAACUUUGGAAAUUCCAACAACAGAAACGAUCCACACUUGAUUUAAAAUAUGGUCUUAAACGUUGGCAGAUUGGCGAAAUAGCCUCAAAAAUCGGACAACUUUAUUAUCACUUCUAUCUCAGGACAAGUGAAACGGCUUAUUUGGUGGAAGCAUAUUCAUUUUAUUCCGCCAUAAGAGGAAGACGCUACUACACGCUAGCAAUCAAAGAAAAUAAAUGUGAACUGAUGGUCAAGAAACUUCGGUUCUACGCCAGAUUUAUCGUAGUCGCUAUUCUUCUUCAACUACCUAACAUUAUAGAAGAAUUGGUAUUAGAACUGGAAAAACAGGUCAUAGCGUAUGGCAAAACUUAUGAUCCAAAUGAUCAACUCGAGUGGAUCAGAGUUUUAGAAGAGGUGAGGGCUUUUCUGGUGGCCCAACCGGGUGUGACUGUUUUGGAUCCCGACGAUAACGAUAGAAUAGUAACAGUCAAUGGCCGAACUAAUCCAUUGAGCAUACCGCCAAUAGAGCUUACACCACAAAUGAACAUUACGCUCAGAGAUGCUGUUAUUAUCGGAAGCGGGACUCAACUGGUCAAGUUCUCAGAGUUGACUAUUGACAUGUUUAGGAUGGUUCAAGUGCUCGAGUUCGAAAUAACCGUUCCUAUACGGGAUCUGUCAAACAAUUCACCAAAUCCAGAUGGAAGACAUGCCCCACGGCCACCGCCACCGCCGCCACCACCGCCAAUCAGCAUAUUUGACGGUGACCAUGAUCAAGGCGCCACUGCGAACCCUCAUAAAUUUUUGCUAUUCAAGCCGUCUCCCAGCCAGGCUUUAAUAUACUUAGCAAGCUGCUGCAACGACCUGCCAGCGAAUGCAGCCUUGCUUCUGUAUGUGUCAGCACACGGCCAUGCCCAACAUUCAAAGCAUGCUGAAGAUUAUGCGUACGAUCUCGGUGGAUUGAUAACGACGUCCAAAUCGGAUAUUUACAAUGAAGACAGGGAUGUUAUGUUAAAACAUAGAGACCCACAAAUUUUGUAUCCCGGCGACUUGCAACCAUACACGAGGAAACCACUCUUUGUCAUCGUUGACUCUGAUAAUUCAUUUGCUUUUCAACAUAUUCCAAGGACUUUCGGUCAACCGUUGGUUAUACUUAUGUCGCCAAUAAGUUUGCCCAGCAAUCUCUCUGUUCGUAGAGAGCACGGAAAUUUGUUCACACUCUUUCUACACAACCCAAUUGCUGGCUUGUGCCACGCGUGCGAUGUAUAUACUAUAACUCUUGAUGUCUGGGAUCACUGCGUGCGUUUGAGAGACAUAUUCAUGAGGGAUGUGACACGAUUGAUUACUAGAAUUCGACUAGAUCCGAUGCACUAUGCAUUCAUCGGCGAUGAAUUUUUGCGCCUCUUAUUUCUGCGGUACAUAUUCUGCGAGUGCACUCUUCGCAUGCACCGCGCUUUUCGCUCACGCAAUAACCUGCCCCGCGCCCUACCACCCGUACCCGACGAUCUAUUUGAACAUAAGGAUUUGAUAUCCGUUAUUCUUGAAAUGGCAGACUGUAUUGGAGUCAGAGGCCACUUUUAUGAUUCAACAAAACCUGAUUACGAUGAAAGACAUCAGUAAAAUCAGAUUCAUAUUUAAAAUUACAACCUUUCUAUUAUUAUAAAUUUUUAAUAAAAUUUAAUGUUAGGCUUCACUAUAAAAGCCAUUAUAUAUACUUCGUAUCUUUAAAACUAUGAUAAUCAUGUCUGUAUUGCAUGUAGAUUAUGAAGUUGUCCUCGAUUCACGGUACUUGUUCCUUGGAGACAACAUUUUACAAUUUAAUAAUACAUACAUAUAUAUGUAAUGUUAGUUCUAUAUUUAAAAUGAGGCCAAAAGCACUGGGCCGUUAAAUACGCUGUUAUUUCACUUUACCUUACUAUAAAAUGAGUCAACGUAUUUUCCGACAUAUUCCUUGGUGUAUUGGAAUCAAAAAAAAAAUAUGCUAAAUAUAUCAAGUAAAUUUUCGGCUCUUUAUAGAUUUUACAAUAUAAGUGUUAUGAACAUUUUAUGAUAACAAUCGAUGUUUUAUAUUAAGGUAUACUUAUAUCUUUUUCUUAAUAUAGAAAUUUAUAAUAAGGCAAGCUCGAACAACAUUGUGAAAUCUCGAAUCAAAUGAAGACGCAACUCAGCUGAUUGAUGAAGAAGCAAAUGCACUUGAAAUUUUCUCUCCUUGUCCACUAACUUAAAAAAUAGUUUAAUAAGUAAUUACAUACUGUUAAUUAAGACAAACUUCGUAAUUAUAUUGUAAUAUUCGCAUUAUAAUAUAUAUUAUAUCCACACGCACUUACCUAAAGAUAUUGAAUUACAUUUACUUCACACGUAAAAUGUAUUUACUUAAUAUGCUCGUAUUUAUUGUUUCAAAGAAAUUUUUACAUUAAUAAAUGCCAUAGAUCACUUGAGACUAUUCAAAUUCAUUGGAAUACAUAUUUUUUAUCAAUCAAUAGAUCAAAAACGCACAUUCCGAUAUGCGAUAUCUUUAUUUAUAUAUAAUAUGAACACUACACACAUACAGUUAAUUUAUUGAUUAUAAAAUAUUAUCCUUUUAUAGGAAAGUUAUAUAUCAUAGAAAUAAGGUGAUUGCUGUAUACAUGUGCAUCAUUGUUACCCAAUAUUAAUUUAAUAGUGAUUGUUGUUGCAACAUAUUUAAUCGAUGGUAAUAUUAUAACUUAUUAAAAUAAGCAUCUCAUUAGUUAUACGUAUCUCUGUGUCAUUUCAAAAAUGGCAGGUCAUGCACGGAGAUUGUCGCCGUAAAGAGAAUAGUAUUUGCACUUUUCUUAGAUGUCAUAGUUACAGAAAUAAGUAGCAUAUAUCAUUCUUUUUCCUUGAUAUAUAGAUAAGUGCAUGCAUUUGUAAUAGUUAUAUAGUUGUUUUUUCUCAUGUGAAAAUAUAUGUAGUAACGUUACAAUUUACAGCUUGCUCUUAGUGUUACUUAAGUAUCAUUCAUUGCAUAUACACUGUGACUGUUAGAAUUUUCAAUAACGUAACUUCAAAAUAUUUCAUGACGAUCGCGUUCUUAAUGUUCUCGAACAAGCAUUUACUGUCUGUUAAAGAAUUUUGUAGUAUCCUUAAUACUCGUAUAACCUUUCAAAAUAGCUCUGAUGUGUAUCCGAAAUAAAACCAUGUUCUUAACAAUAUUAUGUGUUACGGAAAAAAAGACAAAAAAAAAAAAAACAAAAAAAAAAUCACUUCGCUGAAAACAUUUCAAUAAUUUUAAUCAACAUGUAUUUUUAAUUGACGUUCUUUGUGUAGUUUCUAAAUUGUACUCAUCAUUAAUGUCAUGUCUAUAUAACCUACGUAGAAUUUCAAAUAUAAUUAAUCAUAUAACA